CGGAGACGCUUCACGAAUCGUCCGAUAAUAAUUGGAGACCGCGAUCACGGAGUUGCAGAGUCACGUUGCCUGGCUGCGUUAUGAUAAAAAGUCGCGUCCCGAAGGUCGGUCUGAUAAAUACGAAAAAUAUCGGUAUUAUUCUACACAUAUUUAAGGCGAUUCGUUUCGAUAGUGCUGCGCUGAUAGCGGUUUCUGUUCCGAAGUCGUCGCUGAUUUGUGUGACAAUAUAGUCGAGCGUUGUCGUGUCACGUGCCCACGUCGUGUUGUGUUUAUUCGCCGUUCUGUUGCAACCGUUUUGAUCGGAGAAUCUUUGAACGAACGAGUCUCGCGCGCUCUCGGGAAGUGCUCGCCGAAAGUGAAUAGGCAUAACUUUUGUAUCAAAGGAAACGAUUUGAAUCAUGCACGGUUUCUCGAAAUUGGAUGCUGGCGAUGGAGAAGUGAAAUUAUCCGGAAAAAGGAAAGAUGCGCAGGCAUUUCGUGAGAGGACCAAACGCGAUGCCCUGAUCGAGCUUCAAAGGGAAUUGGAUAGACUAGAGUCGACAGCGACUGCGGAUGCAAAAGACGAAGUUCAACGACAUUUUGCUGGCUUUACACACCUCUUCAAAAGAUUUCUUGAAAACGACGGGCCGUCGCUAGAAUGGGAACGUAUACAAAAACUUCCAGACGACGCGAUAAAAGAUUACAAUUCAUUGCCAAUACCGGAAGGAGAAGAAAUCAGACGCCUUUUAAAUAAAUUAGUGGUUAUUAAAUUAAAUGGCGGACUUGGGACUAGCAUGGGAUGCCAUGGACCGAAGUCUGUAAUUGCAGUUCGUAAUGGACUCACGUUUCUUGAUCUCACAGUUCAGCAAAUUGAGUAUUUAAAUAAAACAUACGCUGCAAACGUCCCAUUGAUUUUGAUGAAUUCUUUCAACACGGACGACGAUACCCAACGAAUAAUCAGAAAAUACAAAGGUAUCGACGUCGAUAUUCAAACGUUUAAUCAAAGUUGCCAUCCUCGUAUCAACAGAGAUUCUUUGCUUCCAAUCGCCAAACACUGCGAUGUUCCCAACGACAUUGAAGCGUGGUAUCCUCCAGGUCAUGGAGAUUUUUACGAAAGUUUCCGGAAUUCAGGUUUACUGGACAAGCUUCUAAAACAAGGUCGCGAGUAUUGUUUCAUUUCAAACAUCGAUAACUUGGGCGCAACUGUAGAUUUCAAAAUUUUGAAGUUGUUAUUAGACAAACGUGAUUGUGCCCCUCCUCUUGAGUUCCUAAUGGAAGUUACUGACAAAACAAGAGCAGAUGUUAAGGGAGGAACGUUAAUUCAAUACGAAAAUAAGCUUCGACUUCUGGAAAUUGCUCAAGUUCCAAAAGACCACGUAGAUGACUUCAAGUCUGUAAAGACAUUCAAGUUCUUCAAUACAAAUAAUUUGUGGAUAAAACUCAGCGCCGUCGAAAGACUACUUGAAUCAAAUUCCUUGAAUAUGGAAAUAAUCGUUAAUAACAAGACUUUUUCCAAUGGUUUGAACAUUAUUCAAUUGGAAACGGCCGUGGGGGCGGCAAUGAAAUUGUUCGAAGGAUGUAUUGGUAUAAACGUGCCACGUAGCAGAUUUUUGCCAGUAAAAAAGACUUCAGAUUUAAUGCUUGUUAUGAGUAAUUUGUAUACUCUGCGUAAUGGUUUCUUAUCGAUGAGCCCACAACGUAUGUUCCCCACAACGCCUCUCAUAAAAUUAGGCGAUAAUCAUUUUUCAAAGGUCAAAGAGUUUUUGACCAGAUUUCCUACGAUACCGGACCUUUUGGAAUUAGAUCACUUGACAGUGUCCGGUGACGUAACUUUUGGAAAAGAAGUGACACUUAAAGGAACUGUCAUUAUUAUCGCCAAUCACGGAGAGCGCAUUGAUCUUCCGUCCGGCACAAUUUUAGAAAAUAAAAUAGUUUCCGGUAAUCUACGUAUUUUGGAUCAUUGAAUGGUCCAUUGUAGGAAAGAAUUUAAUGUUUUUGGUCGUUAUGAAUUAAUAUAAUUUACUAUAUGUAUAUAUAUAUACAUAUUUUAAUCAUAUAUAUAUAUAUAUAUACAUAUAUAUUUCAAGUG
This is a messenger RNA of Colletes gigas, 2068 nucleotides long. RefSeq names its product UTP--glucose-1-phosphate uridylyltransferase (gene UGP). The record is from RefSeq and is a predicted model, not a curated record. Bases 399 to 1943 code for a protein of 514 amino acids. Lineage: Eukaryota; Metazoa; Arthropoda; Insecta; Hymenoptera; Colletidae. The transcript has 11 exons. Gene Ontology annotation, cellular component: cytoplasm. Gene Ontology annotation, molecular function: UTP:glucose-1-phosphate uridylyltransferase activity. Gene Ontology annotation, biological process: UDP-alpha-D-glucose metabolic process; glycogen metabolic process.